UACUGGCAAUUUCCAACAACGGCAUCAAUUCACCACUUGCAAUCUCAGAGUGCAAACGUGUUCUAACCAACCCAAAACCAACCAACCCAACCAAAUCAACCAUGAAGUCCUUCAUUGCUCUGUUCGUCGUCCUGGCCAUCGCCGCCGUCUACGGUGCCGAGUCGGAGUCGAAGGUGACGGAGAAGCGUGGCAUCUACAGCGGUCUCGGCUACGGCUACAACGGCUACCCCGGUCUGGCCGGCCACGGCUACUACGGCGGUGUCGGCGCUCUCGGAUACGGCCACGGGCUGGGCUACGGAUCGCAGCUGGGCUACUACGGAUCGUACCCGGGAUACGGAUACGGUUCGCACGCCGGUUACCUGGGCGGCUACUCCGGCUACUCCGGCUACUCGGGCUACCCGUACGGUCUGGGCUACGGACUCCACUAAGCGUCCUUUACGUACUCCCCUCAUCGAUCCACCCGUUCGUGCGCCGUGGUGCAGUGAUGCAGUGAAACAGUGCAGUGAAGUUUCCUCAAAACGUGUGUAAGCGUGUGCAGUGCAUGAAUGUGUGAGUCGUGAGAAUAAUUCGAUCGGUCAGUGCGAUCGCGACUUGCGCCAUGUUCCUCAAGCUGCUGUUCAUUGCCGCCGAAGAUGCACGUGCACUGUGUCCUGUACCGGGGGGGGGGGGG
Molecule: messenger RNA, 670 nt
Organism: Anopheles coluzzii
Lineage: Eukaryota; Metazoa; Arthropoda; Insecta; Diptera; Culicidae
Product: keratin-associated protein 19-2-like
Exons: 2
Coding region: 102-428 (108 amino acids)
Source: RefSeq, a predicted model, not a curated record